Hyalella azteca is the source of this 7322-nucleotide messenger RNA. RefSeq names its product protein sprint (gene spri). NCBI's taxonomy places the organism in Eukaryota, Metazoa, Arthropoda, Malacostraca, Amphipoda, Hyalellidae. Gene Ontology annotation, molecular function: small GTPase binding; guanyl-nucleotide exchange factor activity. Gene Ontology annotation, biological process: signal transduction; vesicle-mediated transport. Gene Ontology annotation, cellular component: endocytic vesicle; cytosol. The coding region runs from base 23 to 6628 and encodes 2201 amino acids. The transcript has 13 exons. The record is from RefSeq and is a predicted model, not a curated record.
CCAUGGUAUCUGCAGAGAAUGGAUGGCUGACUCCCACAAUUUCCAGCCCCCCGACAACCCUUCAUCCCCGCACUUCCCCCGGCCGCAAUCCAGUUCAUCCCGUUCCUCAAAACCUAGAUCAUCGAUCGGAUCUACGUCCUCGCGAUCCAGCCACAGCAGAUCCUCGUCUGCGGGAUCCAUCGGCGCAAAUAGGGGAUCAAUCAUCCGAUCUUCCUCGAUCGGUUCCAAAUCUUCCAAUUCUUCUGGCGGAUCAAUCUGGUGUGACAGAUCAGACAGCGUCGGAGGAUCGCAAAAUUCCAAAAACGAGUCAUUCGACGUCGACGGAAACAGACGACGAGCUCACUGCGCAGACGUUGUCAUCGAUUGCAGCGGCAAUCUCGACAAUCAGGGAGAUAAGGAGGCAAUCCCAAACAAGCGAAUCGAUCCCGACCUCAAAAAUCGAGCAUUCCUCUAUCCCGUCAAUCUCAACCAUCAUCAAGGAAUUCGAGGAGGAGUCCCAAUUAACCGUAACUACCUCAAAAACAAAGACUCCGAAGUCAAUCCCAGAACACUCGUCGACAAAAACCCGCGCUCCGGACAGUACCUCAUUGAGUCUGAACUCAACGUUUUACCUGCCGAAACCUUCGGAUUCGACCACAGUCCCGCCUGCGCUUGUAAAAGCUGCAGAACGCGAGACCACGGCAUCGUUUCCCCAACCCUCCGUCAUCUCCAGCACCACCUUUUAUCGCCCUCCUCCAUCACCAACCGCAGAACAACAAACACAAUUUUCGACCCAACUCUUGUCGUCAACGACAAUUUCAUUCUCGGAACCGUCCUCGACACCUCCCCAGACAACCAUCACAGCCACGUCGGCAGCUCCUCAUCCUUCAGACCUACAUUUCCGUCAGUCUACAGAAAUCCCCGUGAUAUUCAUCAAGACGGGCGAGACGGCGUCUCGUUCGAACGAGAAUCUGUUAGACUCUCUACUAAAUUCGCAACAGGAGCAACAACUUUUUCCUCGACGGCAGACGAAACACAAGGAUUUGCCAGAACCGUAUAUGCAACAACGGCAAAAGGAACAAAACUUGGGAAUAAAACUGCCAAGCUCAAGCAUUUUCCACGUAAAUUUGGAUCCGAAGAUACAACAAGAACCUUUAUUACAGUCUCCGAACAUUCCGAACAGUCGCCUCAGGCCGACCAUUCAACAACAACAUCAGCAUCAGCCACAACAGCUGCCCGACAAACAAAAGAAACAGGAGGAUUCAAGUAUUUUUCACGUCCCAUUGGAGUCGGAGACUCCAAGCCUAACGACAGGUGUGGGAGGCAACGAAACUUUAUUGUCAGUGGCGACCAGAGUUUCAACAACAACCCAGGACUGCACCUCAAGGUUUUCCCCUCCGAUUUUCCCCCUGACUGCCCCGAGUCUCUUGACGACUUUCCGCUCACAAACGCCUGCCAAAACGACCGUGUUCUACGACUCUCCCGUCAUCGCUCCUGUGCCUGCCAAAGUACGGUGAUAAAUAACAGUGAAUCGUGUCCAUUUAAUUUGCACACAAGCUACUCAAAUACUAAUAUUACUCAUUCAUGUGCUUCUCCUCACAUUAGUGAAUAUAGUUGUCGUACCACGCGCUGUAGUGGAAAUAACUGCUUUGGUAGCAAGCCUGUCUCUCGGGACUCUUUGGUCGUAGUUGGGUCUUCCUGUAGCGCUGAAUCUAACAUCGCUUAUUUCGACUAUAAAAAGCUCAGUGAAGAAGUGUCCGUGAUGAGUUAUUCCAACUCUAACUGCAUCACUGCCUCUACUAAUGCAACUUCACUGUCAACUACUGACCAUUUUUCCCCUCAAGUUCACCCAGACCAAUACUCGCACAAUUCGUCUCAGUUCCAAAAACCUGAGAUUUCUUCACUCAUGUCUGAGAAUGAAUUGGCGGCACAAACCAUCUCUAAUCGCAUUCAAAAUAUCCAGCCUCUUGCUGAAAAAGAUCUGGGACUUUUACUACAAAAACCCUCUGAUCGUAUUCAUCAUUACCAAUCUCAUGCUGAAAACCAUUCUGAAUACCGCCGACAGGUUUCCGAUAUUUGUUUAGAGCCUCCAUUAUAUAAACAACAAUUAGUCGUCAAAUUGCAGCCACAUCAACCUCAGCCAAAACAAAACCGCCCGAUGUUGCGAGAAGAGCGAUGUGCAAUGUUGCGAACAUCGCCCUGCUGCGAUGUGCGGAAUGUUGGAUAUGCCACGGAUGUUGGUGCUGCUUGUGACACUGACUUGGGUGAAGAUUCUGGUUCUUCUCAGGCGUCAGGCGGCAGCAGCGGCAGCAGCAGCGGCGGGAGCUUCGCGCCCUGCGAGAUCAGCCUGGAGGAGCGCCUGCUGCAGGCCGCGCCUAUCUGGUACCUGCCUGACCUGCACCGCCUGGGCGCCGUGCAUCUGCUGCAGGCGCAGCGUGUUGGGAGUUUCAUCGUGCGCCAGAGCAGCAAGCCCAACACUCUCGCCAUCACCGUACGCCUGCCACCCAAUAAAGGCCCUCACAUCGAACAUUACCUUAUCGAAGUUCACCACUCAAAUAAUAACAAACAAACUGACAAGAAUCUCAACCAACAAACUAACCAUGAACACGAUCUCCUCGAUAUACUUAAUACAUCACGUGAACCCAGUGACCCCGCCAAGCUAACGACGUCUGACGUAAAGGACGUCACGAAUAAUUCGUGUACCGUCAAGUCGAGUUCGACGUCGUCUUCUACGUCGUCAAGCAACGUCGUGACGUAUUCCCUUGAGGCGUCGGAGAACAGAUUUGAGAGCGUGUCGGCACUUAUCGCUCGCUAUGCUGCUUGUUGCGACGAGCUGCCGGUGCAGCUGCGGCUGCCGGCGCGGCUGGAGGAGGCGCGUUCACGUAAAGAGCUGCACUCACUCGCGCUGCUGGGUCAAGAAUACUGGCGCACGGUUGGGUCUGUGCACAGCUCCGCAGUUUCAGGUUCUGCACACGCGGACCAGCCGCGGCCUCCCCAGCCGUCCGCACUCUCGCACUCAGAUUCCUUCAAUCGGCCCGCGGAGCAAAGUUCAGUUUUAUUCUCAAGUUUCGGUAAAAGAGAAAAGUCGGCCAGUAACGGAGAUCUUUUAUCACCUCUACUGUGUACUUCCGAGACCUCACCGCUACCUUCCCUAGUGUCGCUGCAGUCUGCGGGCGGUGGUCUAGUGCCAGACCUUAAUACUCUAGACCACCCGGAGAAUAAAUCAAGGAUUCAGCCUCCACAACCUUUGGAUCGUUCUUCCCUUCACUUGAAUCUCGCUCCUCUUGAUGAGAUUCUCAAAGAACCCCCGACGUUUUUAUCUUUCAAAGGUGGAAGUCAAAACUCAACUCCCGUGUCGAAACCUCAACCGCCUCCUCGAGUGAGCCCUUCGAACAUGUCGGCCGUGUAUACACCCUCUCUCAUCCACCCUCCUGCACUUGUACACACACCAACCAUCGCCCACACACCCACACUCACCACCACUGGUUUACUGCAGUCACCCACCAUCGUUCACCUGCAGUCGUUAGGUGGGAUACUCUCACCCACAUCGGGCGGCCCUCCAUCUAGAUUUGGGUUCACCAAAGGAACCAAAACCUCUGGUAAUCCUCCUUUACCUCCGCCUCGUUGGUCAAAGUCUACUAUUGCUACUGCAAAUCCAACUGGAACGAUCACUACCACGCUUUUUUUCCCACUAAACAUGGCGAAAGAAACCCCAGGACAAGUUCCCAGUUCUGUCCAGUUAGCUGCUGAAGACAACUCACCGAAUGACGUCGGAUCGCAGAAACGUGUCCAUGAAGUUAUGGAAUCCUGUGAAUUAUUGCACCAGGUUUCUAAAACUAAACACAUUACAUGCGUUCAAAAACAAAUCGAAGUUUCUUCCCAUGUGGUUUCAUGUCUCCCACAGCCAGUUUUUGAGUCUAGCGGCCAUUGUCCAGGAUCCAGCAGGAAUAGGGAUCAACUCGAUCUUCGAAUCCGUCAGAAUUUUGCGUCUCCUCAGAGUACGCCUUGCACGCCGUGCAACCCCACGACGCCCCUCAGUACUCCCAUGAGUGAAGAAGGUGGGGAGAGUCGAGCCAAACUCAGGAGGUCCCACAAGGACAGGCGAAGAUAUUCUAAUCAUUACCACGACGUGAACGUCAUCGACAACCUACAGUGCUACCGGUCCUCAUUGGCUGACAAAAUUAGUGAUUAUGAAGAUCUUUGGUCGAGUCCACCACGAGAAAUUCCUUCUUCGCCAACUUCAAAGGAAUGCACGAGUCCCAAAAAGAUGUCAAGGAAGUCAUCAUUUAAGCCUAACACCGAAAUAUCAAAAUCUUUAGGAGAUUUGAGUGAUGUAUCUCAAACUAAAUCUUCAAUUUUUGCGUGUGAUGACAUGGAUGAUGUUCGGAGACGAACAGAAGCCAACGGGAACAGUUUUGAUUCAAUUCCUUUUCGUAACACGAACAGCCCUUUUUACGUGGAGCCAGCGGACUGCAUCCGAGACGAGGAGAAGAGAGCGAGGAUUAAGAAGACUCCAUCCAAUAGAAUCUUGGCUCGUAGGGUUGCCAAUAGAUAUUCCGAUUCCAAUAUCCAGUGGAAAUCAAAACAAAAUGCAAAAUUCGUUAGUAAAAUCGAUACUUGCGAGAAUAUGAACGGUUUUUCUAGCAGUGCUGAAAACAUUCUACUAGCCGUUGACAAAGAAAACCGGGAUGACUUGAUGCUGAGGAAACCAAGCAAGAACGUUCGCGGUUCCCGGAGCAAACCUGUCGUUCCUCCUAAAGUUUCAGCGGACAGUUUGUCGCCGGGAACUUCAGAUGAUGCGAAUGUCAACAACAGACCUCCAUGGCGGCUGGAUUACUCUUGGCGUUACCAACCGUGCGAGGUGGACGAUAAUGGUUCAAAGAACGCAAACUCUGGCUCACCAAGUAGCGAUGCUCGAUUUCCCUUGCUUGAAACUCAUGGCGAGUGCGAUAGUUUGAUUGUUGGUGAGAAAACUGUAAUUGAUUUGAUCACUGAAAAGUUGCCAGACCUGCCAAUGCCAGACACGCAAUCGAUCUCCUUGAGCGCCGUGACUAAAUUAUCAGAGUACGACAACGUGGCAGGCCGAUAUUGUGGGUCUCGUUCGAAUAAUAACAAUAAGAAAGACUCAAACAUGAAUUAUCAGGCAAAAACACCUUCUCCGGUCGCUCCCUGUUUGUCUUCGAGUAUUAGUGAUUCUGGAACAGAAUUUUCGGAGCCUUGGGACUCCAGAAAAUGGGACUCUUUGCUCCAAACGGAUGACGAAUCUUCAAUUGAACCCAUCAGCCUUUCCGGCACACCGGCGCGUCCGCAACUCGCUGACUGGGAACGAAGAAUCAGCGCGGAACGGAACCAAGCGAACCGGGAAUCUGGCGCGGGCAGCGAGGAAGAUUGCGGAUCCGUGACAGGGAUGCCUGUAUUUGCGCUGCCUCAGAACAGAAUCAUGGAUUCCAGCAUUCGUUCCAAAAUCCUUUCACCGCAACUUUUAGCUUUACGUCAUCGCAAGGACGCGGAAAGCGGCAACGCCAUCCGCGAAUAUUCCCUGCAGCUUGGCUCGGACAAAUCCUCGAUGUUUGCACAGAACAUCGAGCAGUUCAUUAAGUGUACGCUGGAGACGAGCGAGAAGGACCCCGAGGUUGUAGUGCGUAACGUACGACAGUUCAUGUCGGGUAUGAAGAACUAUCUCGUCACCAGCGGCGAGAAGCAGUUCGAAGAUAUCGUUAAGAAGGAGCGAAGCAAUUUGAAAGCUACGGAGUUCCUUAACAUGGACGCUAUUCUCGAAGACGUUCUCGUACGUCUGGUGCUACGUCGUCUAUGGCACCACAUCACGACGCUCUACGUCAACGCUUACUCUGCUAACGACUCCAUACAACGUCUGGCUAACAACAUGACGUUAGCGCGAGCCUUGCAACCUGUGAAACUCGGCAUCAGGGCCGGUUUGCUGCCCCCAAAGGGUGCCGUGCUGGAGCAACUCAAGCGCCUGCUGGUGAAGAUGCAACGCGUCUACGCGCCCAGGGAGAAGCUUGAGCUCCUGCUGACUACCAUAUCUCUCAUCUACCACACGUUAUCGGAAACCUCCGUUCCGUUCACGGGAGAUGCCGACGACCUUGUCCCGAUGAUCAUGUGGGUUCUCAGCCACACUGGGUUUUUCUCAGCGGAAAUCGAGGCAGACUACAUGUCAGGUUUGCUGCUCACCUCAGCGAGUUGCGGAGAAGCGAAGUAUUAUCUUACAGCCUUCCACUCAGCCAUCCACUCACUGAAGCAUCUAGCUCCUUCCCCUGACUCGACACCGGGCAAUAGUUUGGACUCGGUGAAGCAAGAUAUUUCGGUUAUUUCUGAACCCGGCACGCUAAAAAUUGUCGUACCGGACGAGAAGAACGGAAGCAUCGUGACGCGCACGCUGCCGGUGCGGCCAACGACCACCACGCGGGAGGUAUGCAAGAUGAUGGCACACAAGAUGCGAGUCACCAACCCUCAGGACUACGGCCUCUACAAACUCGUUGAUGGCUAUGGUGAAUAUUGCGAGUCUGUGCUCGGGGACAACGAGUGUCCGCAGAGCGUCCGCAACGAGCUCAGCCACUCCGGUCAUCACUGCAUCAUCGCAUUCAAGCGCACCGACGCUAAAAUAGCGUGGCCAAUGGUCAAGGAGUGAAGAAUUCGUGCAAUAAGAUGCAUAGUAAAAUUAUUUGUGCUCGGGAUAAUGAAGAAUAUAUCUGCUCUGAAUACUGAGAAAUGUAUCUACUCUGCUUACUAGAAAUAUGCUUCAGCUCUGCAUAUUUAAAAAUAAAUCUUCGGUGGAUAUAAAAAGUGCCCCUGUUCUGGAUAUUAUGAAAUAUGUCAGCUCUUGAUAUUGCAAAAUACACCUGCCCUAUUUUUUGAUGAGAGCUCGUUAUUUUUCGUUAAUUGAGCUAUAGAUUUCAUUUUGCUAGGUAUAUAGUUUAUUUAAACGAUGAAUAAUGUGUACUUCGUAACAAAUUUUCUUUUUGUAUACGUGCUUAUUAUUCUUUUUCCUUUAUUUGAAACGUUCAAGUAGUCAGCACAAAAUUUCAUUUUUAAUGUCGAGCAAUUUUACAUAUUUGUGAUAAGUAGGUAUGUUGCUGUGAGUGCAGACUGCUGGUGCAAGUUGAAUCUGUGAGCGCAGGCUGUUGGUGCAAGUUGAAUCUGUGAGCGCAGGCUGCUGGUGCAAGUUGAAUCUGUGAGCGCAGGCUGCUGGUGCAGUUGAAUCUGUGAGCGCAGCCUGCUGGGGCAAGUUGAAUCUGUGAGCGCAGGCUGCUGGUGCAAGUUGAAUCUGUGAGCGCAGGCUGCUGGGGCAAGUUGAAUCUGUGAGCGCAGGCUGCUGGGGCAAG